AAGAAAGAAGGGCAAUAACUAAAUAGAGUGCUACUAUCACUAUUCCUUAGAACAUGUUUCACUUGCAUAUCGUUGAUAACGCAGAUAGCGUUCUUAGCAGCCUGCUUUUUGCGCAUUUCGCUCUGCGCUGCGGGCAGCUACGAGAGCAGCUGCUGCUCAGCGCGAGUGCGGCGCCCUCUAAUCUCCUGUCAUCCAACACAGACGGCAGCGGAAAACCAAACCUCCCCCUCCGCUACCCUACAGAUGAUAAUGAUGAUAACAAUGGCAACGGCGUUAUGCGUGCAAACAACGAUAAUAUCAACGAAAAUGAUGACGUGAGUGUGCUGCAAAUCGCGGCGGCGAUGCUUCGAGGAGAUUUGACCAACCGCCGCCAUAGCGAGGAAGAGGUUGGUGAAGAUAGCACCGUGGAGUCGCUUCCAUGGCUGUGCGAAAUUGAGGAACGAAGAGAAGCGAUUCGAAAGUAUCCUUUCUUUCAAACGCCCUUUGAACGGGCGGAGCGUAGCUUAUCUCGCCUGCAUUCCUCCAACGCUAAGCAGGAAUCGGGAGCUCGGAAGGAUAUUGCGCCCUAUUUUCACUUUAUUUUAGCCGCGCAACCCUCCACGUACGAUUAUUUGUGUGAUUAUUACAGCGGCCGCCGUUCUUCCGCCAGCCUUCAUCUCACACGUUUGGUGAUUUUCUGCGUUGGUGGCGGCGACGAUAUCAAGCGAACGGUAUUUAUCGCUCAGAGGUUUGUUGAAGGGCUUGUGGGGGUGGAAGAAUCUAUGAAGAACAUCGACGGUGAAGAUAAAUUGGUAGAGGGCAACAAAGAUGACGAGGAGUGGGUAGAGCGGGUUGAUGGAACCCUAGAAACGCUAUCCGCUCAGUACGGAGUAGACAUUUUUGUCAUGGUAACAUAG
Phytomonas sp. EM1 is the source of this 896-nucleotide messenger RNA. Lineage: Eukaryota; Euglenozoa; Kinetoplastea; Trypanosomatida; Trypanosomatidae. The record is from the annotation of a GenBank genome assembly.